AAUAAAAAACAGGGGGUUUACUCCACACCUAAUCCGUACCUCCAUUCCCAAAACUCCUCUCAUUUCCAUACCUGGGGUUUAUAGUAUCGUCAAUGGAGUUGUAGACAAAUCCUAAUUUCUAGGGUUUUUAUCAAGGAGAGCUUUUCAAAUUCAUACCAAAAUCGUUGCUCAAGGACACUGCAAAUGUCGUUCUUGACAUUGAAAACUCCAUUUAUAUCUUCACAUUCUUCUUCAUCAUCUUCUGUUCUCGCAUCAUGUCAAAGUAAUCAGCUCCUGCGAUUGUGUUCUUCUUCGUCACUUUACGUUGCUAGAAAGCGGACGUUUAGUCGAGGGAAGUUAAGAUGGAGAGCUGAAUCUCAACAACAGGAUUCUUCGCAAAACAGCAACAGUAGUGAUUCAAAACAACCCAACGGUUCCGUGACAAGCAGGAGGGAUAUUCUAUUGGAGUAUGUGAAAAAUGUUCAGCCAGAGUUUAUGGAGUUGUUUGUUAAAAGAGCUCCACAGCAGGUUGUAGAUGCCAUGCGCCAAACUGUAACAAACAUGAUCGGGACACUACCCCCUCAGUUUUUUGCUGUAACUGUUACAACUGUUGCUGAGAAUCUAGCACAGCUCAUGUACAGCGUAUUGAUGACUGGAUAUAUGUUCAGAAAUGCACAAUAUCGGUUAGAAUUACAACAAAGUUUGGAGCAAGUUGCACUCCCUGAUACAUCAUCACAAGAGAGAAAGGAUGCAGCAGAUUUUGCACCAGGGACACAGAAGAAGGUAGAAAGAAUAUCUGCAAAUGGAUCAAAUGAAUUGUUGGAUUAUCUCAAGUCCCUUGAGCCCCAAAAUCUUAAGGAUUUGACAAGUAGUGCUGGGGAGGAUGUUGUGGUUGCCAUGAACACAUUCAUAAAACGUCUGUUGGCUGUUUCAGAUCCUACUCAAAUGAAGACUAGUGUGACAGAAACGAGUGCCCCGGAACUUGCGAAGCUGCUUUAUUGGUUAAUGGUGGUGGGAUACAGCAUACGUAACAUUGAAGUUCGUUUUGAUAUGGAACGAGUUCUUGGAAGUCCACCUAAGCGUCAAGAACUACCUCCGGCUGAAAACAUCUAAUAAUAAUAACUCCUUUGACUUAUUCAACCCACCCAAGAUUUUUCGCAUUUUAUAAAAAAACCGAAAAUGGUAGGUGGGUAAGGAAGGAACUGCCUUAAGUUUUGUUGUUGGAGUAUUGUAACUUUUUAGGGUAUUUCUUAUUUUUAUAUUAGGAGAUAACAUUUCAUUCUUAAGGUUGCAUGAUUGUAUCCCGUAGCUAUAUGCCUAUGCCAAUUCAAAGCUCCU
Lactuca virosa is the source of this 1317-nucleotide messenger RNA. The record is from the annotation of a GenBank genome assembly. NCBI's taxonomy places the organism in Eukaryota, Viridiplantae, Streptophyta, Magnoliopsida, Asterales, Asteraceae.